AUGGAAACAAAAAAAAAUCCAAAAGGCAUACUGCUAUACAUACUAGCUAUUCAUGGUCAUGACACUGUCACAGAGAGUACUUGUACUGUUGCAUUUUUGAAUGACAACACUGAUAACGUUUUAGCUACAGCUAAUGAAUUAGAUACAGAGGAGUUGGUUUUAGUGAAUAUGCAUGCAGAAGAAGAUAGUAAUAAUUUAGAUGUCAUUACUAUUUCUGUAAAUUCAAAUAACAGCAAUGAGCAAGAUAGUACUGAAAAAGCAAAUGAAUCUGAUCCGUUUGACCAAUUUACUGGUACUGUUAAAAAAAGAAGUUUGGAUAAACCUUUUGAAGAGGAAUUACAAAAUGCCCACAAUCAGUAUACUACCUACAGUCCACAUCUAGUGAUUAUACAUUUAAUAAGUUAUAGUUCAAUUAUGAUUAAUUUCUUAAGAGGACACCACUUACACAUGUGUUGUCUUCGUCCUACAAACAUUAUACAACAUCACAAAUGUUAUGUUCACACUAAUCCAUAUUACUCUGUUAUUUUUAAAAUUAGAGCGAAUUGA
Macrosiphum euphorbiae (potato aphid) is the source of this 546-nucleotide messenger RNA. The record is from the annotation of a GenBank genome assembly. NCBI's taxonomy places the organism in Eukaryota, Metazoa, Arthropoda, Insecta, Hemiptera, Aphididae.